CUCUUAUUCCCAGACGAUAUAAAACGGAGCCAUCCAACGCAGGAAUCAGAUCUAGAGAGAGUGAGGGAGUGAGAGAGAGAGAGAGACAGAGAGACAGAGAGACAGAGAGACAGAGAUAGAUGGAAGAAGCAAAAGCAAAAGCAAAUGCCAUAUCUCAGCAUCAGCUGUUGCUGCAACACCAGCUCUUGCAACAAUACCAACAGCAACAGCAACAGCAACAGCAACAGCAACAGCACCAGCAACAGCAACAACAACAGCAACAGCAACAACAGCAGCACCACCAACAACAAGCAGCAGCAAUGGCUCGUUUCCCUUCCAACAUCGACGCUCACUUACGACCUCCUGGCCUUCACCGCCCAAUUAUUGUCCCACAACAACAACAACAGCAGCAGCAGCAGCAACAACAACAACAGCAACAACAGCAACAACAACAGAACCCUAAUUCUAAUGUUAAUCAGUUACAACAGCAACAAACACCUAAUCAAUACCAGCUACAACAGCAACAACAACAAACUCAACAGCAGAAGGUGAAUCGACAAGCGCAACAAGCAGAGCUCGAAAUGGCCUACCAAGAUGCGUGGCGGGUCUGUCAUCCCGACAUUAAGAGACCUUUCUCGUCUCUUGAAGAUGCCUGCGAGAGGCUACUGCCCUACCAUGUGGUGGCAGACUAUGAGGUAGAAGAGGAUGACAGGAUUCUUGAUUCUGACACAACCGGUCAGAUGCCCUCACGCUCCCAGCAGUGGGACCAUAACAUUGCCACAAAGGUUUCAGAGUUCACUUCAACUUUUGAGAAACAAGUCCUUGCCUUCAACAUAAUUUCACGCAAACGGACCCUAGGGGAAUUCCGGUCAGAGGAAAGGUUGAUGAUUGAACAGGCUCUUUUACAAGAGGAGAAACAAGCCCUGUUGGAUUUAAGAGCAGAAAUUGAAUCGAGGGAGAAAGCAGGUCGAGAAGCUGCCGAAGCUAAGUUGCGGAUGGCAGCAAUGGUCAAGGCAGAGCAAGCUCGUGCCGAAGCACAAGCCCAUGCUGAGAUGCUUGCACGUGCUCCAAUGCGACCAAGUGCUGCUGGCUCUCAAGCUGACAAUGGUUUGGUUGGCCAAGAACAGGGAAUUAUCAUGGAUGAGAUGAUACAGGGAUGGGGAAACCCGCAGAAAGAUGAUGAAGAACCAUCUGAGGAUUUUCUGAAUGACGAGAAUGAGCCUGAAAAUGGAGAGACAGGCAUGCAAGGGGAGUGGCGUGGUGUUGGGGAGUUCGAUUUGAAUACAAGGUAAGAGUGACAUUAGUGGACUCAAACCCAUGAUGGGUAGGAAUAUGUGAGAAGUCUGCUUUAUGUUGAAACAAAUGGAAUGCGUGAUUAUCCUUUUGUAGCAUCAUCCUCAUCUUAAUCAAGAUUUAUGUUCGAUAAACUGAAAAUUUGCGGUCCUGUUUUCUUCUUCACAAUCUGAGAUAUCCAUCCUGGGAGAAUUUUCUGUUUGGAAUACAUCACAAAUUGUUUUCCAGCUA
Macadamia integrifolia is the source of this 1503-nucleotide messenger RNA. Its product is annotated as transcription factor SPT20 homolog. Gene Ontology annotation, biological process: positive regulation of DNA-templated transcription. NCBI's taxonomy places the organism in Eukaryota, Viridiplantae, Streptophyta, Magnoliopsida, Proteales, Proteaceae. The coding region runs from base 120 to 1271 and encodes 383 amino acids. The transcript has 2 exons. The record is from RefSeq and is a predicted model, not a curated record. Gene Ontology annotation, cellular component: SWI/SNF complex.